AUGGUGGUGGAUUCCGGAAAUAUGUUGGAUUCCAGAGCUAUAUCUGACAAGUUUGUUGCUUGCAAACCUAAAAUUGUGAAAAUGAUAAACUUAUUGUUCUUUAUCUUGUGUUUGGUGACUUGUAGUACUGGCCACAAAGUUGACGGUACACAUAGUACGUUCAAUGAAGAUUUGGAGUUGGAGAGACAACUAAAACAAAUUAACAAGACUCCUAUCAAGAGUAUCCAUACAAAGUUUGGCGACAUAGUUGAUUGCAUUGAUAUUUACAAACAACCGGCUUUUGACCAUCCUUUAUUAAAGAAUCACAAGUUACAGAUAAAACCAAGCUUUCAAAAAAAAUUUGAAAACUCAAGCAUAAAGAAUUCCUCAAACAAACUCAUACCUGGCAUUGAGAAAUUCUGGUGCCCAACAGGAACAGUUCCAAUUCGGAGGAUAACAAAAGAUGACCUUAUUCGAGCAAAAGCGUUACUAUAUAAUCAAACAUUAUUAACUCAAAAUAAGCUUGUUACCCACGUUGCUCGAGUUUCUCUCAAAAAGAUUCCUGGUAGUCCUUAUUAUGGAGUUAGUGGAACUAAUAGUAUUUGGAAUCCAAGAGUUUCUAAGGGACAAACAAGCUCAUCUAAUUUCUGGGUUCGAAAUGGAGAGGGGAGUGUUACUAACAAAAUUACCAUUGGAUGGCAAGUAUCUCCUCAACUAUACGGUGAUACCGCAACACAUCUGUACUCAUACUGGACGUCAGAUGAUUCUAAGAGAACUGGAUGCUACAACACAUUAUGUCCAGGAUUUAUCCAAACCCAUAGUGAAUAUGCAAUUGGAGUCAGAGUGAAGCAUACAUCUGUAUAUGGUGGAGAUAUGUAUGAGAUGAAAGUUUCCAUUUUUAAGGACCGAAAAACCAAAAAUUGGAUGGUGAAUAUAGAAGAUCAAACUAUUGGAUAUUUUCCUGCAGCUUUAUUUAGUAACUUGGAUGCUGCUAGCCAAGUUGGAUGGGGAGGAAGAACACUUACCCCCGCGGGUACUCCUAGUCCGGCAAUGGGUUCUGGACAGUUUCCUGACAACUUCUUCGAUCAUGCGUGUUAUUUUAGGCAAGUUUCAUAUCGCGAUAAAUUUUUACGUGAUACUAAGCCGGGAACAAAUUUGGUAGAAGAAUUUACUGACGUCCCUAAAUGUUAUAGAGUUGAUCAUCAUGAUACAAGUGAUAAAAAGUUAUUCGGGUAUAAUGUUCACGUUGGAGGACCUGGUGGUGCAUGUUGA
This is a messenger RNA of Trifolium pratense (red clover), 1251 nucleotides long. RefSeq lists its product as uncharacterized. The record is from RefSeq and is a predicted model, not a curated record. The transcript is spliced from 8 exons. NCBI's taxonomy places the organism in Eukaryota, Viridiplantae, Streptophyta, Magnoliopsida, Fabales, Fabaceae. Bases 1 to 1251 code for a protein of 416 amino acids.